AUGCUCCGUUGGAUUAUCCAAAGAGAUAUCAUAGCCAUACCAAAGACAUCCAAAACACACAGACUUCAAGAAAAUAUUAAUAUUUUUGAUUUUCAAUUAACUGACGAAGAAAUGGGGAAAAUAUUUGCGUUAAACAAAAAUAAGAGAAUUAUAACUGUAGAUAUGUCUGUAGAUCAUAGAGAAUAUCCAUUUGCUAUACCAUACCGGCGCACCAUUCGGCGGCAGUUAGGCAACAUUCGCUUUCAGUUAUACACACAAAUUCCAUCCAUAAAUCUGGUGGACGGCCGCAAAAUCCCAAUUAUAGGGUUGGGUACCUAUGCUCUGACCGAUCAGCAAGAAGUCAUGGAUCGUGUUAUCAACGAUGCCUUUGAUAUUGGUUACAGACAUAUAGAUACGGCUUAUGUCUAUCAAAAUGAAGAGCUUAUCGGAAGAACUUUGAAAAAGAUGUUUGAGUCAAAUAAGACUAAACGGGAGGACCUGUUCAUCACAAGCAAAGUGUGGAACACAUAUCACAAGAGGUCACAAGUGGUUGAGGCCAUGAAGUUUUCGUUGAAUAUGUUGGGCAUCGAGUACUUGGAUCUAGCAUUAGUUCACUGGCCGGUGGCCUGGAGAAGUGGCACCGGAUCUCUCAGACCUUUGGAUCAGAAUAAUAAGACACAAAAUGUUGACAUA
This is a messenger RNA of Oppiella nova, 672 nucleotides long. The record is from the annotation of a GenBank genome assembly. NCBI's taxonomy places the organism in Eukaryota, Metazoa, Arthropoda, Arachnida, Sarcoptiformes, Oppiidae.